AUGGAUACUGAUAUACGUGCAGUAUUGUAUAAAAAUUGGAAGAAGCGAGCUUUUAUAGGUCCUCUUCCACAAGGCUUUUUAAAAUUAGAAGAUCGCAAUGCACAACAACAACAAGAAGCAGCUGAUCAACAGGCUGCAUUAGCUUUGCAACAAUUGCAAAUGCAAAGUAAUCCAAUGUUACAUGAUCCACGUAUGGGCAAACUUAGUAUAACAAUUGCCCAGGCAAAAUUAGUGAAAAAUUAUGGUAUGACAAGAAUGGAUCCAUAUGUUAGGUUAAGAGUUGGUCAUUCAAUUUAUGAAACGCAUACAGAUUCUAACGGAGGGAAAAAUCCACGUUGGAAUAAAGUUAUGCAAUGUUUUUUACCACCAGGAGUUACACAAAUAUACAUAGAGAUAUAUGAUGAAUGUUCUUUUGUAAUGGAUGAAUUAAUUGCAUGGGGUCAUAUAGAUAUACCACCUAAAGUUCUUCAAGGAGGUGAAACACAUGAAGAUUGGUAUACGCUCAGUGGCAAACAAGGUGAUAAUUUGGAAGGCAUGAUCAAUUUAGUUUUCAGUUAUACGGCUAAAUGUCAUCCAUAUAUGCCUGGACCAUCAGUAAUGAUGGUACCUUCUGCAAAAAUGUUUAGUAUGGCAUCAUAUACACCCGUAUAUACAUCACCUCAACCAAUAUCAGCAGUUACAACACCUCCUGUUAUACCAAGUUUAUUACCAAAUGCUGAAGUUGAAUUGAAACAGCUUGCAGAAAUGUUUCCAAAUAUUGAUAAAGAAGUUAUUAAAUCGGUAUACGAUGUUAAUCAAGGAAAAAAGGAUAUAACUAUAAAUUCAUUACUUCAAAUGUGUGAAUGAAUUUGAAAAUAUUUUAAAGAAAAUAUUCUAUGGAAUAUGUUAUAUAGACUAUACUGAAUCAAUGGCUGUAUCGAUGGAAACAAAAGAAUAUAAAGCAGAUAUCUGCUAAUAUAAUGAUUAUAAAUUUAUUGAUUGCUUUAACAAAAACUGUAGAAUGAAAAUAACAAUUGAUACGGGCUUUGCAUGAUUUCAUUGUAUACAUUUUAAAGACCAGAAAAGUUAUAUGAUGUGAUAUACAUUUGCCUUCUUCUGCCUUUGCUAAUGUCUCAUUGUAAGAUUUUUCAAAGCAUCACAGAUUAAUUUGAAACUACAAUAACAUUCGAUAUUCUUGUCCAUAUUCUUUUGUGUAAUAUAUUUCUUGUAAAUUUAAUAUAUUCCUAAAUGAGUAAUAUUUAUUUUUAUUCUUAUUUAUACAAUAAAUCAUUGUAUAGAUAAUGCCAAGAAAUAUAUAAUUAAGUAUUAAUGUAUUAUGAUAAUGUAGUAAAGUGAUGAAUAUAAUUGAAUAUUGCAUUUAACAGUUGCAGAAGAAGAUGUACAAACAUUAAAAAUAAUAUUAUAUUAACUUACUUGAAAUAGUAUCGUUAUAACAAUGUUUUAGAUAUUAUUGUCUCCAAGAAUUAAGAUCUUUUAUAUAAUUUCAAUAUAUAUGUUUUUCAGUUAUAUAGUUUAGUAAUAUAAUAUUUAUAAAUCUAUUAUUUAAUAACGCCACUAAUUAUUAAAUAUGUAUUAUUCUAAAUAUUAGUUGCCAUAAAAUAUGAUACAUUUUUAUGAUGUCAUUAUCUAAAGAUUUCACUUAAAAACAAUUAAUGAAGCUUAUGAAAACAAUUUGUAAGUUAACUUUCUACAUAAACCGAUCUAAGUACUGAAAAAUAUGAUCUUGUAUUUAGAGGAUUAUACAAACUACAAAAAUGUAUUUUCUUAGAAAUAUAUAUUAUAUAAUUUUAAUUAUA
Molecule: messenger RNA, 1796 nt
Organism: Vespa mandarinia (Asian giant hornet)
Lineage: Eukaryota; Metazoa; Arthropoda; Insecta; Hymenoptera; Vespidae
Product: toll-interacting protein A
Biological process (GO): ubiquitin-dependent protein catabolic process
Cellular component (GO): cytoplasm
Molecular function (GO): ubiquitin conjugating enzyme binding; ubiquitin binding
Source: RefSeq, a predicted model, not a curated record